AUGGCAUCGAGAGGAGUAGGGUUAGAGAUGGAGAAGAUGAGCGUGGAGCAACUCAGAGCCCUAAAAGAGCAAGCCGAUCUAGAAUUCAAUCUCUUUCAAGACAGCCUCAACAAUAUCCGUACCGCCACCGCUCGCCUAGAAAUCGCCUCAACCGCCCUCCAUGACCUCUCCCUCCGUCCCCAAGGGAAGAAAAUGCUGGUACCUUUGACGGCGUCGCUUUAUGUUCCUGGAACGCUGGAUGAUUCAGAAAAGGUGCUGGUGGAUGUAGGCACUGGUUACUUUAUUGAGAAAACAAUGAUGGAAGGAAAGGAGUACUGUGAGCGUAAGAUUAACUUGCUGAAGUCUAAUUAUGACCAACUUCUUGAGGUUGCCACUAAGAAGAAAAGCAUAGCAGAUGAAACCGGGGCAAUAUUACAAGCGAAGUUGAAGCAACUAGCCCCCAUACAAUAA
Molecule: messenger RNA, 450 nt
Organism: Fraxinus pennsylvanica
Lineage: Eukaryota; Viridiplantae; Streptophyta; Magnoliopsida; Lamiales; Oleaceae
Source: the annotation of a GenBank genome assembly